CGAUGAUAGAAGAAGAGGGACAACAAGCAAAGAGCUAAUUGGAACAGCAAUUGAUAGAAGCAAUUCUAGACUCACUACAGAAUCAUAUGGACCAGAAUGCCAUCUUUUUGGGUAAAGAGUGUUGAGUUCAAAUUUCAAUAGCUGAGAGAUUGGUGUACGAACGAGAUACAGAGGAGCACAGAUCACUAUUGGCAGAAUGCUAUUUGCAUGAGAACCAGCCUUAUAAGGCAUGUCAUAUAUUGAAGGAAUGCAAGUCAGAGUUUAAUCGGUAUAUCGAAAUGUUUAAUAGAAACGCAGUUAUCAACUGGCUGUUGCAUGGUUCAGGAGUAAAAAGUACAAGGAAGCUGAGAUGGCAUUAAUUGGACCUUCCUUUAGCAAUCAAUUCGCGAUACAGUCAACAACUGUGCCAAAUGGAGGUUUUGGCCACCUCUUAUUGGGAUAGAUUCAUGAACAAAUGCAUAGACUAGAAGAUGCCAAAAUCCAAUAUUAUAAGGCUUUGGAUUAGAAUCCAACUCUUUGGAUGGCCUUUGAAAGGUUGUCCAAGAUUGGCGAACCAGUUGCAAUCAAUAAAGUGUUUAUUGAACAAAAAUAAAGACAAUAUGAGACAAGCAGAUAAUAGAGUUGUAACAUUUACAAAAUAAUUGCUAACUUACUUAAAAGCAAAUCAAAUAUUGGUAAAUCAGGUUCAAAAGAAGUUGAAGAUGUUAAAGAAGAAUCUCUAAUUACUGAUAAUGUAAUUUAAAAUUAAAUAAUAAGCAAUUGGCAAAUAAGAGAUAAACCCAAGGAGUGAAACCAUUCUCAACAACUGGAGUGUAGGCUUAAAUAAUGCAUAUGGAUGACUCAUCAAAUAGUUAAAUGAAGUUUUCCUGUAAGUUUAGUAUGAUAAUAUUUUAAGAGCCUUAAUAAAAGAAGGUGGGGGCCAAGAUGAUCCCAACUCCUGGCAUUGGAUUAUAAAAUUAUCAAUCUCUACUAAGUCAACCAUUCCAGUUGUCAUAAAAUUCAAAUAAGAAUUACAAUGCAAAAAAGAGCGACAUCCAGAAAGUCAGUAGUGUUGCUCUUUCAUCUUCGUCUAGUUUAAUGAAGUAUUGAAAUUAUUCUAGUGGAAGCUUACCUCAACUCUUAAAAUUAUUUGCUCAUCCAUAUCAAUUGUGGACUAAUUAUUCUGUGGAAGCAAUAGCCAAUUUUUAGAAACUGCCUCCUCAGCAUUACAGAUCAGGAUGGGUUUUAGAGAAGGUCGCUAGAAGCUUUAUGGAUUAAGUCAAAUAUACAGACGCAGAAAGAGUUUGGAAGGAGUUGAGACAAAUUGAACCCACUCGAUUGGAGGGUAUGGAUUACUACUCAUCUUGUUUAUGGCAUUUGAAGAAAUAAUCAGAAUUAACAUAUUUAGCACACUCUUGUUUACAAAUCUCUACAUAAGCACCUGAAACAUGGAUUGCAAUUGGAAAUUGUUUUAGCUUGACCAAAGAAAUAGACAAUUCAAUCAAAUUCUUCGGCAGAGCCAUUCAAUUGAGGAAAGAUUACUCUUAUGCUUACACUUUGUCUGGACAUGAAUUUUCACAAAAUGAGAACUUUUAAUAGGCCAAAAAAUCAUAUGAGGCCGCAACCUCAUUAGACUAGAGACAAUACAAUGCUUGGUGGGGUUAGGGUAAUAUGUAUUACAAGACCGAUAAAUAUGAGGAUGCCAUCAAAUGCUUCAUUUAAGCCAUCAGAAUAAAUCCCAAUAACCCUGUUCUACCUACAUUUUUAGCUAUGAGCUAUGCAGCCAAGGGUGAACACAAUGAUGCUUUAAAGUAUUUUGAAUAGAGUGAGAGAUUAGAUCCCAUGAAUGGACUCAACAAAUACUAGAAAGUACAUAAUUGUUUUGAUCGAAUUAGGCAAAUUCAUUAAUUAAAAUGGAUAAGUACGAAUAAGCUUUGAGUGAAUUGCAGACUUUGAGUUAAUUUAUUCCCAAAGAAGCUGCCAUCUAUAUUCUUAUGGGUCGGAUAUUAAAAAAGUUGAAUAAGAUCCAAGAAGCAUAAAAGUAACAUUAAAUUUUAAGCUUUUAGUUGUUUCAAUAUAGCCAUGUCACUUGAUAUGAAAGAUUAGGCUAAGAUUAAAGGGCUGAUGGAAAGUCUGAGCAAUCCCAACAGUGAAUUCAACGAUGAUUUUGAUUUAUGA
Paramecium octaurelia is the source of this 2157-nucleotide messenger RNA. The record is from the annotation of a GenBank genome assembly. NCBI's taxonomy places the organism in Eukaryota, Ciliophora, Oligohymenophorea, Peniculida, Parameciidae.